CUCUGCCAAAGAUGUUGACCACGCCACGGAGGGAAUAUUAACUAAUAUUCUCUCCGGGCUUUCCUACACGGUCAUAUAUUUUGAUGGUUGGAAUGGAUUUGGAGCAUCCGCUGUUCUUAGAUCCAUAGCUGCAGUGCUUCCAUCUAGGAGAACCACUCCGGAACUGUGCUUUGACAAAAUAAUUUAUAUAGAUUGCUCAGAGUGGAAAAACAGAAGAGGAGUGCAGAGGGCAAUUGCAGAGGAAUUGCAAAUCGAUCACUCUGUAAUGGCUAUUCUAGAUAAGCAAGAUGAAGAUGAUGAUUUUCAUGGACAUGAUGAAAGCCUGAGGCAUGAGAUAGAUAGUGUUAGUCAAGUGAUUUAUCGUACCAUGAGGGAUAUCACAUUUGUAAUGAUUUUUCUUAAUGGGGGUGAUGAUGAAAUUGACGUAGGUCUCAUGGGUAUUCCUCUAGGAAGAUAUGACAGCAAGAACAACAGGGUGAUAUGGACCUUCAACAGAAGCUGCCUGAGCAUGCAUCACGACCAUUCCGAGGUAGCAAAAAAGCUAACAUAUACUCAGCUUUUCUGUUAUUGCGAUAUCAAACUAUUGACAAGCUCACAGUUUCUUGGACUGCUACAUCAACAAGCUGCUUCCAUCGUUGCUCGCAACCCCUGUAUGCUGGACAUCAACCCAACAAUUCUUGUAGAUUGCUGUCUCUAUGAGUUAUUCCUGCAUUAUGAUUUCCACACGGCCAGUAAAUUUGAUUGGGUUUCUCAUGAUUCCAACUAUUGGACAUGCGAUGCAAUCAUACAAGGGGACAGAGCAAGGGAUAUUUGUAAUGCAUUCUAUCGAGAGAUAAAUUGGAAGUGUGAUGCUUCUCUGCUUGAGGAUGUUCUUACAGAGUGUAUGAAACAAUUGGAGUGUCCGUUUCUGGUAAUCAAAGAUGAUGAUAUCUAUGAAGAAGGCCCGUACCGUUGGAUUUCAGUCACAUGGAGGAAUACAGAACUUCUUGGUAUGCAAACUAUACCUGCAAUGACAAAAUCUUUCUUCUUGGCCUUUGAAAGAUCUGACCAUCCACAAACUUUACCAAAUGGAUUCUUUGAACAUUCAAGCAAGCUUGGUGUGCUAGUUCUCUGUUGGUGUGCCUUCAGUUUUGCAUCACCCUCUUUCUUGAAGUGCCCUCGACUAAGAUUCCUCGGAUUGGACCACUGUACAGAUAAGAAAACAAUAGGAGACAAUCAUACAGAGUGGUUAUGUUUGUAUAGCUUGUGGGUCCUGGACCUACAAUACACAAACUGGAAUGAAAUCUUAUCCGAAGAAAAGAUGGAUCUCAUGACUAAUGUCAAAGAGCUGAAUAUAGAGGGAGUCAUGGGCUGGCAGUACAUAGCUCACCUACAAUGCCGGUUACUUAACCUCCAGAGGCUCCGAAUAAUCAAACCAACAUGUCAAUGGGAGACAUCGCAGGAUGUUGAUAACUCCUUUACAGAUAAGGCAAGUAUGGAUGCCAUCCGUGGGUGCGCGUGGCAAUGGCGAGAAGAAGCCAGCCGUCGAGAUCGAGAAGGACGUGUGGGACGCUCUGGAGUGGGACGCCGGUCACCGCCCCGACCACUUUGAGGCGCCCAUCCACUCGCGCUACUACAAGGAGAAGUUGCACAGGGUCUCCGUCCUCAGGUGAACUCUGCAUUGUGUUGUUUCCUCCGUCGCUACGUGAAAGUGAUGGACGGGACGCUGCUUCUGGAUCACGCGUUUGGUUUACUUUGUGUGCUUGCUUGGAUUGCUAUUGGCCUUGUUAGGCGCGAGCUUAUGGUGGCUCUCACCAUUUAUUAUAUUGUGGAUUUCAAUAACAGACUGACGGGAAAAACAGCGACUAUCUGUGUUGGUUGCUGUCAAAUUUGUGCAAGUACAUUAUUACGUCGACACUAGCUAGCUAGUGAUUAGGAAUGCAGCGAUCACAUGUUUUGGUUUUACUGACAACGA
Messenger RNA from Triticum aestivum (bread wheat), 1954 nucleotides. RefSeq lists its product as uncharacterized. The record is from RefSeq and is a predicted model, not a curated record. Bases 266 to 1591 code for a protein of 441 amino acids. The transcript is spliced from 2 exons. NCBI's taxonomy places the organism in Eukaryota, Viridiplantae, Streptophyta, Magnoliopsida, Poales, Poaceae.